Molecule: messenger RNA, 285 nt
Organism: Colletotrichum higginsianum IMI 349063
Lineage: Eukaryota; Fungi; Ascomycota; Sordariomycetes; Glomerellales; Glomerellaceae
Exons: 2
Coding region: 1-285 (94 amino acids)
Source: RefSeq, a predicted model, not a curated record
AUGCCCGUUGUGAAGACUGUGUCGUGUACAACCGAUAGUUUUCGAGAUCUUAACGGCGAACAAAGGUUUCAAAAGGCAAGCCGUGUCUGCUACAACGCCGCGGGGAUCUGCCCAGGAAAGUCCUGCGAGGGGCAUGCAUCCGCUGAGAUCGAGAGGAGAGAAGGCUACCACCCGCAGAUGAUUAGCCUCCAGCCUGCCUCGAUGCUCAAGGAAUGGGCAGGCGGAUUGCGCCGUGAAGGGUUGGACCAGCAGAACUUGGGUCAGCCUGUACACAUCGUCCUCUAA